AUGGACACUUUCAUGGAGCAAUUCACCAGUAGCAAAAAGUUAGAGAAGUUGUCGAGCAACCUUUACCGGAUCCGCCAACACCAGAAUGAGCCGCUUCGAGAAUAUGUGGAAUGCUUCAACCAUGAGAAAGUCUCUAUCCCCUACUGCAACCAAGAGACCACGGUGAAUGCCUUCAAGAAGGGACUCCUCCCUAAUAGCGAGCUAUACAAAGAACUCACCAAAUUCAACUACACAACUAUGGAAGAUAAGCUGGCCCGCGUCUUGAUAAAAAUAAGGUGGGAAGAAAAUGAGGUCCACCGAAUCAAGCUUAGCAACGUCGAUGACCACCACCCUCGUCAAUCUAAUAGAUGCCAUGACUCUAGACUAAUCGAGUCAUACCGAGUGAGGAGAGGUCCGAUCCGCGAUAAUAAAUGCCAACAAGAGCGUCACUCAGCUGGACACAUUGAUAGAGCACCUAUCCAACCCUAUAGAUACAAGAUGUCUGACUACAACCUGAACAUCGAGCCCACAAAAGUAGUGGCAUUGAUGAAAGAGAUGGGAAAGGUCGUCAAAUGGCUAGCUAAGUUGCCAUACUUUGGGGCUAGGCGAGAUACUACUAAGUGGUGCGAAUUCCAUGGGGACCAUGGCCAUGUCACUACCGAUUGUAUCACUCUUUGCCUCGAGGUUGUGGAGUUACUAAAGAGAGGUCACUUACAAGACUUCCUAACAAAUAAAGGGAAAGUCACCUUCGCAAAUAAGAACCGCCAAGUUACACCCCCACUAAAAGCACCAUCUACUGACAGGAUGUAUAGUGUGAUCUCGAGAGGAUUAGAGGUAAGUGAAGUGGGUUAUUCCUCAGCCAAGCACCAUGCAAGAGCCGCAGCCCAUCCAAUGUAUCAUUCUCACCAACCAUUCAUUCAAGAACCAACAAAUCUGACAAUCAAAUUCGUUGACAAUGAAGCGGCAUCUCUCCUCAACCCCCACCAUGAUGCACUCAUCAUCACCCUAUAG
This is a messenger RNA of Pistacia vera, 990 nucleotides long. RefSeq lists its product as uncharacterized. The transcript has a single exon. The record is from RefSeq and is a predicted model, not a curated record. The coding region runs from base 1 to 990 and encodes 329 amino acids. Lineage: Eukaryota; Viridiplantae; Streptophyta; Magnoliopsida; Sapindales; Anacardiaceae.